AUGGCUCUCAGCUUCUUUAGUGGCGGCGGGAGCGCAAGCAACGCCAAGUACUUCGAUAUUCGAUUGAAUGACGACUACAUCGUCUUCCGCGGCAGCGAACAUGAGGCUGCCAGCGCCCACCUGAAGGGGACCCUGGUGCUGUGCUUAUCGGAGCCCCUCGCCAUCAAGCAUAUCCGACUACAGCUCACCGGCAUGUCGCGAGUCUGCUGGCACUUGCCAUCCAGUUCCACCGCCGGUGGCCGCAAAUCAUGGCGCGAACGAGUCUUUUACGACAAGACCUGGCGAUUCCGAGACCCAGGCAAAGGCAAGACCGAGAUCUUGGCCGCAGGCAACUACGAAUACCCGUUCGACGUCGUCCUUGAGGGUUCCAUGCCAGAGAGCGUGGAAGGUCUGUCGGAGACGUGGGUCAUGUACCGAUUCAAGGCUGAGAUCGGGCGCAAGUACGCCAAAGACAUUGUGGCGCGCAAGCCGCUGAGAAUUAUCCGAACACUGGACCCUAGUGCACUGGAACUGUCACAUGCAAUGUCGGUCGACAACAUCUGGCCCAACAAGAUCGAAUACUCCAUCAGCACGCCAACUAAAGCGGUCAUCUUCGGAACCUCCAUUCGCGUUGAUUUUAAACUCAUCCCUCUCCUGAAGGGCCUACGCAUCGGCCAGAUUACGUCACAGCUGAUCGAGAGCCACGACCUAACCCUUAAUCCGGAAGAUCCCGACUCCAUCCGCAACACUUACAAAAUCACCCGAACCAUCCUCACCGAUGAACAUGAGUUGAUGGAUGAUAGCCUCGAGAUCAUCGACGAAGCGGCGGAGGGAUACCAAUUUACCCGGUAUCUGGACAUGCCGCAAACGCUUACCCGGUGGAUUAAAAUUCGGCACAAGCUGAAGUUCCGCAUUCAACUCCACAAUCCCGACGGACACAUUAGCGAGCUGCGUGCGACCCUCCCGGUCUCGAUCUUUAUUUCCCCGCACAUCGCCAUCGAUGAGAACAACAACAUCCGCGAUGCCACCCCGCAGGCAACCCGGCGAGCGGCCGACGAUCUAGCCCAGCAGGCUCCCCCUCUGUACGGAGAUCACCAGUUCGAUCAGCUUUACAGCGAGCUGGACCCCAAUGGAUACCGUACACCAGGACCAGGCAGUGGCGGACCAGGAACACCUUUUGGCCCGCUCAGCCGCAACAUCUCUGCAGAAAAUCUGGCGUCUAUGAAUGCGUUGACCAACACCGACAUUUCCGCCUCCGCACUACAUACUCGCCUGACAAACCUCAACUCGAACAGCGUCAACCACUCCCCCAACGAGCCCGCUCACGAGUCUCCCACGGAGAGCCAUCCCAAUUCUCGCCAGCUUAAUGUUCACUUUGGGGAUUACUUCGGUCCCGCUUCUGGUUCGACCUCUCACAGUCCCGGUAGCCCCGAGCUUUCACGGCGGCCGUCGGACGAGGUGGACCAUGAUCCGAUCCCGUCCGGCAUGGCCACCCCAUUUCACCCUCAAUAUGCUGAGGUCGAGACGUUGAGCCGAGUCCCCAGCUACUCGACAGCGGUGCGCGCUGCGGUUGGUCCCUGUGACUCCCAGCUUCCCGGUUACGAGGCAGUCAUGGCUAGCAGUCUGCCCACGACUCCGGUCUUGCAAUCGCCUCAACAGGCCUACCUGCGAAGUGGCCGGACUAGUGGUCGAGCCAGUGGCUUCACUACUCCGCCCACUCCGUUAGAGGUGAAUCGACCCGGCUACCUCCACUUUCAGGGCACCAAUGCUGAUGAUGUGGACCGCAGGCUCCGUUUAGUACAAGCGCGCGCUAGAGCAUGA
Penicillium argentinense is the source of this 1800-nucleotide messenger RNA. RefSeq names its product arrestin family protein. Gene Ontology annotation, cellular component: cytosol; plasma membrane; cytoplasm. Gene Ontology annotation, biological process: ubiquitin-dependent endocytosis. The record is from RefSeq and is a predicted model, not a curated record. The coding region runs from base 1 to 1800 and encodes 599 amino acids. The transcript is spliced from 6 exons. Gene Ontology annotation, molecular function: protein-macromolecule adaptor activity; ubiquitin protein ligase binding. Lineage: Eukaryota; Fungi; Ascomycota; Eurotiomycetes; Eurotiales; Aspergillaceae.